This is a messenger RNA of Ostreococcus lucimarinus CCE9901, 171 nucleotides long. RefSeq lists its product with no specific name. NCBI's taxonomy places the organism in Eukaryota, Viridiplantae, Chlorophyta, Mamiellophyceae, Mamiellales, Bathycoccaceae. The transcript has a single exon. Bases 1 to 171 code for a protein of 56 amino acids. The record is from RefSeq and is a predicted model, not a curated record.
AUGUUCGCCUUCUCCGUGCUCCUGUUCAGCGUCCCGCCGCUGUUGAAGCUCAAGCACGUCCUGUACCCGCCCGAGGUCGAGCCCGAGGCGUGGGAUUACGAGGCCGAGAUCGCGGACCUCGCGCCGGGCGGCGCGCGUCGCCGCCAGCGCGCGGACGCGGACGCGCCGUAG